Molecule: messenger RNA, 820 nt
Organism: Pelagomonas calceolata
Lineage: Eukaryota; Pelagophyceae; Pelagomonadales; Pelagomonadaceae
Source: the annotation of a GenBank genome assembly
AUGAAGUGUGUUGUCGCCCUCGCGCUCGCGCUCACGGCGCAAGCCAUCGAAAUUGACUGGCGCAUUCCGGGCGCCGAGCAACUCCCACCCGUGACCGUGGACCCGUCGAAUGACGUCGCCUCGACGAUAACAUUCAAGUGGAGCUUUACCCACAACGUCUACGAGAUGCCUAGCGAGGCUGCAAUGAACUCGUGCGAUUUCUCCGGCGCCAAGGAGAUCGCGGGUUCGUCGUCCGGCGGCUCCGUCACCGUCGACGCGCCCGCCGCCGGCGAGACGAAGUACUACGCGUGCGAGGUCGGCAGCCACUGCAACGCGGGCCAGCGCGUGGCGAUCACGAGCGAAGGCGCGCCGGUGGACCCGACGCCCGAUGAGCCGACGAUGAACAUUGUCGAGACGGCCCAAAACACCGAUAUUUUGUCAACGCUCGUGCAAGCCGUCGUCGCCGCGGACCUCGUCGACACGCUGUCCGGCCCCGGCCCGUUCACGGUCUUCGCGCCCACGAACGAUGCAUUCGCCGCAUUGGGUAGCACGGUCGACGACCUGCUCAAGCCCGAGAACAAGGAUCAACUGGUGAAUAUCUGUGUGAAAAUCAACCAGUUUGUCGGGGUGCGGAGAAUUCACGCCCACGAUCAACGGCGACUCGGUCAUCGGUCCGGCGGACGUGCUCGCGACGAACGGUGUAAUCCACGUCAUCGACACGGUCUUGAUGCCCGGGAGUGACGACGAGCCGACGAUGGGCCCGACGGCCAUGGAGGAGUCGGACUCCGCGGGCCGCGCGAGCCUGGCGGUCGCCGCCGCGGCCGCGGUCGCCUACGUGCUC